CAUGGCCGCAGCGACAAACGCGACAUAACAUUACGACCGCCAACCUCGUCCUGCGCAUGAUGAUCCGAUAGAGUCGCCGAACUUGCACCACAUUUGUGAUCUUUCCUAUCCUGCACAAUGGCGUCGGCGGUGUUCUUCCUCGACCUGAAGGGCAAGACCCUUCUGGCGCGCAACUACAGAGGAGACAUUCCCAUGUCCGCCGUCGAGAAGUUCCCUGUACUGCUCAGCGAGGCCGAAGAAGAGAGCUCCGCCGUCCCGCCGUGCUUCUCCAACGAAGGCAUCAACUAUCUAUACAUCAGGCACAACAAUCUCUACCUCCUCGCCCUCACGAAACGAAACAGCAAUGCCGCCGAGAUCCUCCUAUUCUUGCACAAGGUCGUCGAGGUUUUCACCGAGUACUUCAAGGAGCUGGAGGAGGAGAGUAUACGGGACAACUUUGUCGUCAUCUACGAACUUCUCGACGAGAUGAUGGACUUUGGGUACCCGCAGACAACGGAAACCAAGAUAUUACAGGAGUACAUCACGCAAGAGUCGCACAAGCUUGACGUUCAAGCACGACCGCCAAUCGCUGUCACCAAUGCUGUCAGCUGGCGAAGCGAAGGCAUCCGUUACCGCAAGAACGAAGUCUUCCUUGACGUCGUUGAGUCGCUCAACCUCCUCGUAUCCGCAAACGGCAACGUGCUACGCUCCGAGAUUCUGGGUGCGGUCAAGAUGAAGUGCUACCUAUCCGGUAUGCCUGAGCUACGAUUAGGGCUCAACGACAAAGCGAUGUUCGAAACCACAGGGAGGGCAACGAGAGGGAAGGCUGUAGAAAUGGAAGACGUCAAGUUCCACCAGUGCGUCCGAUUAUCACGAUUCGAGAACGACCGGACAAUCAGUUUCAUUCCGCCCGAUGGCGAGUUUGAGUUGAUGAGCUACCGAUUGAACACACAGGUCAAGCCUCUGAUCUGGGUAGAGUGCAUAGUGGAAAGCCACUCCGGCAGCAGAAUAGAGUACAUGUUGAAGGCAAAAGCACAGUUCAAGCGACGCAGCACAGCCAACAAUGUCCAAAUCAGUAUCCCCGUUCCGGAAGACGCCGACACCCCGCGCUUCCGCACCAACAUCGGUACCGUUCACUACGCUCCCGAAACCUCUUCGAUCGUUUGGAAGAUUAAGCAAUUUGGUGGCGGGAAAGAAUUCCUCAUGCGUGCAGAACUUGGACUGCCAUCUGUCAGAGGUGACGAUGAGAAGGGAGGUGGCAUGAUGGGUGGCUUUGGAGGAAGCAUGGGCGGUGUAGGUGGUGGCAAGGGCAAGAGGCCGAUCAGUGUCAAGUUUGAGAUUCCGUACUUCACUACGAGUGGAAUACAGGUUCGGUAUCUGAAGAUCAUCGAACCGAAGCUGCAAUACCCGUCGCUUCCAUGGGUGCGAUACAUUACACAGUCAGGCGACAUCGCUGUGCGGUUGCCUGAUGUAAAUUAAUAGGGGCUCGGGUUGAGGGUAUAGAUACCAACGAUGGGAUGAAGCAUACUAUGUUUGACGUUACGUUCACGCACGUGCCACCUCCUUCAGCA
Paraphaeosphaeria sporulosa is the source of this 1550-nucleotide messenger RNA. RefSeq names its product putative AP-1 adaptor complex subunit MU. Gene Ontology annotation, cellular component: clathrin-coated vesicle; clathrin adaptor complex. The transcript has 6 exons. The record is from RefSeq and is a predicted model, not a curated record. Lineage: Eukaryota; Fungi; Ascomycota; Dothideomycetes; Pleosporales; Didymosphaeriaceae. Bases 118 to 1458 code for a protein of 446 amino acids. Gene Ontology annotation, biological process: intracellular protein transport; vesicle-mediated transport. Gene Ontology annotation, molecular function: clathrin-cargo adaptor activity.